AGUGAUGAACUGGAGUGGAGAUUACCAGUGACGGCUGAUGUCCACAUACAUGACCCCCUGAAAGAACAUAUAUAGAAUGGUAACAGACGAUCAGCCGUGUGCCCCACACAUACUCGUAAACCUUUGCACAAACAAAAGCUUUAUUUUCCUUCGAGGGGCAUCAGUGCCAUCUGCCAUCGUUAGUUCACCGCUCAGCCCAGCCCACAAGAGCCAGCAGCCGAGUAAGAGAGAGAGAGAGAGAGAGAGAGAGAGGGGGGGGGGGGAUCCGAUGGGCAGCGUCGGCGGCGGCUCGCCGGAGGAGCAGCAGGCCGCCGGCGCCGGGGGUGAUGGUCCUCCGGCGGUGUGCGUGACGGGGUCCACCGGCUACGUCGGCUCCUGGCUCGUCCGCACGCUGCUGCGCCGAGGCUACCGCGUCCACGCCACCGCUAGGGACACAGGCAAGGCGUGGCGGGUGUUCGCCGCCGUGGAAGGGGGUGACCGGCUCAGGGUGUUCCGGGCGGACAUGGGCGAGGACGGGAGCUUCGACGCCGCCGUCACGGGAUGCGUGGCGCUCUUCCAUGUCGCCGCUUCCAUGGAGCUCCACGUUUCACCGGGCCACGACAAUGUUGAUAAGUGCGUGAGGUCAAAUGUGCUGGAGCCGGCGACGAGGGGCACCAUCAACGUGCUGCAGUCCUGCGUCCACGCGGGGACCGUGCGCCGUGUCGUCUUCACUUCCUCCAUCAGCACGCUGACGGCGGUGGACACGGAGGGCCGGCGGAAGGCGGCCGUCGACGAGUCCUGCCUGAGGGACCUCGGCGACGUUUGGCGCACCAAGCCCGUCGGCUGGAUCUACAUCCUGUCCAAGCGACUGACUGAGGAGGCGGCGUUCAGGUUUGCACGGGAGAACGGCGUCCAUCUCGUGUCAGUCAUCCUACCGACGGUCGCAGGCCCGUUCCUGACACCAAGUGUUCCGACGAGCAUCCAGCUUCUGCUGUCACCCAUUACAGGUGACCCGAAGCUCUACUCGCUGCUGGCCUCCGUGCACUCGAGGUUCGGGUGCGUCCCGCUGGCGCACGUCCAGGACGCGUGCGACGCGCACGUCUUCCUCAUGGAGUCGCCGCUCGCCGAGGGGCGCUACCUGUGCGCCGCCGGCGGCCACCGGAUGGCCGAGGUCGCGCGGCUCCUCGCCUCGCGCUACCCUCCUUUCAAACCCUCGGAGAGGUUGAGCAGAGAUUUCGACGCCUCGUCCUCGUCCGUGGUCUCGUCCAAGAGGCUGACGGACCUGGGUUUCAGGUUCGAGCAUGGCGUCGCGGACAUCGUGAAGGACUGUGUUGCGCAGUGUCUUGACCAUGGAUUCCUGGAGCAUCCUGAUACCUGAAGGAGAACUGCAGGUUGGUUGGUUUUACUGUUUUAGCAGAUAGGAAUACUGUGUCGCUUGGAGAAGCCAGAGCCAGGAUGGAUGGUUGGGCUGGGGCAUGGGGUGCUACUUGGGCCUAAAGGCACUUCUUUUGUGAGUGCGGGCUUGUUAUAGCCCAAGUAACAUGUCAAAUAUGUUUGAAGAGCGUGAAUUUCGCGGGGGGAAAUAUCAUUUGAUCUUAGGGUUUUUUUUUUUGUGCCUUUCAAUUUAUGGGAACUUCCUGUGUUUAAAACGGUUAAAGAAAUAGCUACAAAAAAUAAAGAGAACAUGUCCUUUUGUUUU
Molecule: messenger RNA, 1678 nt
Organism: Setaria italica (foxtail millet)
Lineage: Eukaryota; Viridiplantae; Streptophyta; Magnoliopsida; Poales; Poaceae
Product: putative anthocyanidin reductase
Exons: 6
Coding region: 77-1357 (426 amino acids)
Molecular function (GO): oxidoreductase activity, acting on the CH-OH group of donors, NAD or NADP as acceptor
Source: RefSeq, a predicted model, not a curated record